GCGUGCCAGUGUGUGCCUCAGCCUGCUGGUGGAGAUGACAUGACUGCGCUUGAGAAAAAGAAAGCAAAGGACCUACGUGGUCAGCAAGUGUUUUUGCGUCCUGAGGAGAGUUCAGCUCCGGCUCUGAGUGCCAGACAGUCCACCACGUUGUCCGAACAACUCCAGGAUGCUCUGUUGCGGCUCGCGGCAGUUGUUGAUGUACGCUCGCUUCGAGUGGCCCUGCGGGACAGCAUACAGGAACUGCUUCCUGGCACGGAGUGCGUAUGCGUCUACACGUUGGAGGGAGACUUGAGGCUGCUGUCUGACGACCCGCCACACGAACUGCCACAGGAGGGAAAGAUCAGGAGCAUUGCAGAGCAGCUGAAGAGAUGCGAGUGCGCUGGCCUUCCUCCRUCUGAGCUGCCGGAGAAAUACAGAAUCUGCCUUGCAGCGCCGUUACCAGCACACAGAAGAGCUGUUGUUAUUCCUGUCUUGGAUCAAGAUCGGAACAAGGUCCUUGCUGUCGUAUUGGUGGGCUGUAACCCACUCUCAGAUCAAGAUGAACUCCAUCUGAAUGUUCUGGAAAAACAUGCCUCGGUGGCCUAUCUACGCAUCCAGUCUGUGCAGACGUCCUAUCAGAGGCCUCCUCUCAGCCCUUCUCCUCUGCAGUCCCACAAUGCUCUGCUGCACCUCAAUGUCUCUGAGCAGGACUACUGCGAGCUGGACCGCAACAUUCUGCAGCUCUGCGGUGAGCUCUACGACCUUGAUGCAGCUUCUCUCCAGCUCAAAGUCAUCAAUUAUCUGCAGCAGCAGACCAAGUCACAGUGUUGUUGUUUGCUGCUGGUAUCUGAGGACAACCACCAGCUAUUUUGCCAGGUUGUUGGAGACAAAGUCCUGGAGGAGGAGAUCAGCUUUCCGGAGGAGCGCAGGCAGCUGUCCAGCAUGUUGGGCUGUGAGAUCUCCUCCAUGCUGUGCGUGCCGGUGGCCAGCAGGGCCACGGGUCACGUGGUGGCUUUAGCCUGCGCCUUCAACAAGCAGGGUGGACAGAGGCGCUCCUACAAGUGGCGAAGAAUCUCUUCACACACUUGGAUGAUGUCUCAGUGCUGUUACAGGAAAUUAUAGUGGAGGCCAGGAACCUCAGCGAUGCUGAGAUUUGUUCGGUGUUCCUGCUGGAUCGAGUGAGCCACGAGUUAGUGGCCAAGGUGUUCGAUGGUGGUGUGGUUAGUGAAGAAGAGAAUGAGUUUCGUAUCCCAGCCGAUCAGGGCAUCGCGGGCCACGUCGCCACCACCGGUCAGAUUUUGAACAUUAAGGACGCCUACUCCCAUCCUCUGUUCUACCGCGGCGUGGACGACAGCACCGGCUUCAGAACUCGCAACAUCCUCUGCUUCCCCAUCAAAGAUGAGAACAACGAGGUGAUCGGUGUAGCCGAGUUGGUGAAUAAAAUGAACGGGCCGUGGUUCAACCGCUUUGAUGAGGAUCUGGCCACAGCUUUCUCCAUCUACUGUGGCAUCAGCAUCGCCCACUCUUUGCUUUACAAGAGAGUCCACGAGGCUCAGUUCAGGUCCCACCUGGCCAAUGAAAUGAUGAUGUACCACAUGAAGGUUUCAGAGGAAGAGGUGACCAAGCUGCUGGUGACCGGCAUCGAACCAGUGAGGGAGAUCCACCCGUGCUACGCUGAGUUCACGUACACGCCCCGCUCCCUUCCUGAUGACACCACACCCCUGUGUGUCCUCAGCAUGUUUGAAGACAUGGGCUUCAUCAACACCUACAAGAUCGACGUGCACACGCUCGCCAGGUUCUGCCUGAUGGUGAAGAAAGGCUACAGAGACCCCCCCUACCACAACUGGAUGCACGCCUUCUCCGUCUCGCACUUCUGCUACCUGCUCUACAAAAACCUAGGGCUGUCCAACUACCUCGAGGAUAUAGAGAUUUUAGCUCUGUUUGUUUCCUGUAUGUGCCACGACCUGGACCACCGUGGCACCAACAAUUCAUUCCAAGUGGCCUCGCAAUCAGUCCUGGCUGCUCUCUACAGCUCAGAGGGAUCUGUGAUGGAGAGACAUCAUUUUGCCCAGGCAAUUGCUAUUCUGAACACUCACGGCUGCAACAUCUUUGAGAAAUUCUCAAGGAAGGACUACCAGCGCAUGUUGGAUUUGAUGAGAGACAUAAUUCUUGCUACAGAUCUGGCUCACCACCUUCGAAUUUUCAAAGACUUGCAGAAGAUGGCUGAUAAUGGCUACAACACAAAAAGUCGUACCCAUCACUCCCUGCUGCUGUGCCUGUUGAUGACGUCAUGUGAUCUGUCCGACCAGACCAAGGACUGGAAAACCACCCGCAAGAUCGCUGAGCUGAUUUACAAAGAGUUCUUCUCUCAAGGAGAUCUGGAAAAAGCCAUGGGGAACCGGCCGAGUGAGAUGAUGGACAGAGAGAAAGCGUACAUCCCAGAGCUACAGAUCAGCUUCAUGGAGCACAUCGCCAUGCCCAUCUAUAAGCUGUUGUCUGAACUCUUCCCCGGGGCCACCGAGCUGUACGAGACCGUGGCGGCAAACCGUGAGCAGUGGACCAAAGUGUCCCACAAGUUUAACAUCCGUGGUUUGCCCAGCAACAACAGCCUGGACUUCCUGGACCAGGAAUACGAGCUGCUUCAGUCCCAGGGUGCUUUCGGGAGCGACGACCACUGCCUCAACGGUUGCCUUGAUGACACAGACGGAGGGCAGGGCCAGUGACAGUGAUGGCGGCCGGCCAGUGGCGGUUUUCCUGCAGCUUGUUUUUGUGUGUGUCUGGUCCAAUAAGAGGCUGAGGAUACCUUUUUUAUGUGACCAAAGAGGGACGGGUCUCUCUGCUGUCAAACACUCUGACACAGGAUUGAAUCAGACAGGUGACCUGAAACAAAGUGGCUUCAUCUGAGUCAGUUCUCUGAUUAGAUGCUCUGUGUUGCUUCUGUCAACCAGCUGAGGAGGGUGAAAUUUUAUCCUUUUUUUUUUUUCGUCAGCAGCUCCAUUGGAAGAAAAACUGACUCAGUCAGAAAUCCAUUCACACAGUUCAGAACCUGCUGAAGAUUGUAAAAACGCACACAGAUCGACACAUGUACACGUGCACAUACUGUUCAGACUACUUCAACAUGUGACACUGAGAUGAUACGUUGUGUAAAAUGUUUCAUAAGAGCUUAUUUUUCAUUUAAACAGCUCCGCUUCGUUCACACAAAUGCAGCUGCCCUCUUUGCAUGUGACUGCGAGACGUGGGGGCACCUCAUGAAUUGUUCUUUUUUUUUUAUCUGGGUCAGUGUUGGUUUUCUCCAUUCAUUAAAAAAAAACGAUGUAACACAAACAUGUUUCGACCACAUCAGAGCACGUUUUGUUCAUUUAUGACCUGGGAGUUUUUGUCCAUUUAAACUUAAACCAGAUUUAUUUUAUUUUAUUUUAUUUUAUUUUAUUUUAUUUUUAUUUUUUUAAUCUCCCUUAUUGUUUUGCUGAGGUUUAGGUGACACUUUGACAAUCACUCAUAAACAGCAUCACAGAUCCCCGACCUGCUUCURUACAUUAAACAAACAAACAAAAAAAAMCACACUUUCUGUGGAUACAAAGUCACCAAAUCAAAUCAAAAGCCACCCACGACCUAAAAGCAUUCUUUGCAUUUGUUCUUUUGCACUUUUUUGUUCUCAUUUCUCACAAACCUACCAUCGAUUGAGAAACAGGAACCCUUUAAAAGAUCCGUCUCAUUCGUCCGCGUAAGUGUGCUACAAGUAGAGUGUGUUUAUAUUGUGUGUCACCGAGUGUGUCAUAUGGAUCUGCCUUAUUGCGCAUCUUUGCUGCCUUUCUUAGAGCUUUUAAUAUAUAAAACCUAAAUAGUCUGUUUAAUGUUGGGUCGCAGCGCGAGAAUCGUGUCGACACGAUCACACCGACGACGUGUAUAUUUGUACAACCUUUGUUUGAGAAGAGUUUUCAUUCUGUUUGUUCCUGUCUGUACAACCAGCUCCGAGUGUUCAAGGCAGAUAAAUAUAUUUUUGCUUUGGGUGAUCCCCAAAAAGCACUUCUAUAUGUAUAUUUAAAAAAACAACUGAACAAGAGAUGUAGCCAUCAUAGAAAUUUUUCGUUCUUGAAACACAGUUGCUGCACUCCGACGGUGUUGGGUUGUCUGAUUUGUGCCUCAUAAAAAAAGAAGAAAAGAAAAAAAAACACUUCAGGGCCAAGGGUAUCUUUGUUUCAACAUGCCAUAAGUUUUACUUUACAAUAACUAAGAAAAUGCUGCAGAGUUGAAGUAAAAAUGACGGAGGGCGUGUGUAACGGACAGAGCUGUAGAAGAUAAGAAGAGAGAAAAGGAUGGAAAAAUAUGGUUUAGGAUCAGGAGAGGAAUGGGGGCAAAACAGCUGCUGAAGGUGAGACAAACCUCAAAUCAUCUACAAAUGAGUUCUGUCAUAGACAGAAGAGACACAUCUUCAAGAAUCAAAGAGUCCAGCUGCCUUGAAGAAAUGUCUCUUCUCAUGCAAGGAUUUCUAAAUUAAAAGGUGCGACGUGUGUUUGCAAAUCACUUUUCCUCCCAUCCCUCCUGAGGAUCAAGGUUUUUGUUAUCCUGGCCCACGUGCAAGAGCAAAAAUUAUAAAUCCGAGCAGCACUUUACAGCACAAUCUGUGCCCUCAUUUACCCAUCUGCACAUUCAUUCAGCACUGCUGUAUCUCUGCAAAGCUAAUCUAGAUAAAUCAUUCUGCAGAGACUAAUCAGUGCUUUAGAUCAGGGCUUCCCAAACAUUCUUAGUCUUUCUUUUGUUACUAAACAACAAGUUAUUUUAUGUCUCUUCAKACAUACCUCACAUCAGCUAUGACACCUCUGACGAAGAUGGAAGCAAAUACGUCGAAACAUGUCAGGUAURUCUGGAGAGACAAAAUAACAGUGUCUAGUAACAAAGAAAGGUUGUAGGAAUUAUUAGAUGUGCACGAUGAACUUGACUGGAUUGUUCCCAAACAUUUCCAUGCCAUGGCCCCCCAAACAGCAUUGCAAACUCAAAAACACUGCAACAAAACAUGUAAAGAAGCAUAAACUUCUAUUCAGCCGUUAWUAUAUUUGUUUAGCAUAUUAAAUUUAUUAACUAAGGUUUGAACACUUUAUUAUACUUACACUGAAAAAACAACUUUUCAACAAGAAUUGCAUUGUUUAUUCUUCCCUACAGCUUUCUGAGGCCACAACCCCCACUUUGAAAAACCCUUCUUUAGAUCACAUUCAUACACCAAUGGGACCCACAUCAGGGGCAGGGGCAAUGAAGGGUUCAGAGUUUUGCCCUUCAACUGAAUAGUGGUGGAAUCGAAAUCCCAACUCUCUCAUUUAAGGAAUACUGCCCAAACUAAACUGUAUAAAUGCAGAGGACAACACAGUCAGAACCCAGUGGUCCUCCUACCCCUCAGGGACAAGGGACGCACAUAUGAGGACAGUAAUGGACACAUUUUGGGCAAAGAUGAUUUAUGGUUUGAGAGAGGAUGGUGGGGGGGGAAAAGGCUCCCUUAUGUCAAACAGGAACAUUAAAGAGAGGAGGUGGUCUCAGRUUUUACCUUCUCAGCACAUACAGUUCAGUCUGAUCUACAAACAUCGAUUUGCACCUUCAUGCACGUGACCAGAACAUCCAGGUUAAAUCAUAAGCUCGUAACUUUACAACAUUCAGUUUAGGGUCGAGAAAUUUAUAAAAGCUACAAUCAUAAGUUGUAAGAAUGUGAUUUUGCUUUGAAAAGACAUAAUGAAAAUUCAUUUUUUUUGGAAAACUAAUUGGUUUGUAAAGUGGUUUGACGUAUGUGUCUCACCUUCAGCCUGAGGUUAACGUGUUGUUCAGGUCUGCUUUGAAAUGGUUCAUGAACUUUCUAUGAUGUUUUUAAAGGGCAUACAGGUGUUUGUAAAAGAAAAGCCACCCUUGUUUCUUUCUCAGACCCCUUUUUCUAUUGUUGAUAAAACACCUUUCAUACGUACCUGCCUUUUUCAUGUGCAAUAUCAAGUGUCUGCCUCUAUGACGUUACAUAGAUAAAUAUGUAAAUAGGAUUUAGUAAAUCCCUAUGCCUCUUGGUAAAUUAUUGCUUUAAGGUCUGAUUUGCCAAAAGCUUUUAAGUGUUAGUUCGUGUUGUUUCCAUUAAAAAAAAGUAAGUGGAAUUAUUUUAAUUCUAUCAUGUUUUUGAGAGUUCAGACCUUUGACAGUUUUCUAUAAUGUGUGUGUGUGAGAGUGUGUGAGUGUGUGAGUGUAUCUGUCCUGUAAUGUUUGGUAAAGAGUCAGGGCAAAAUGUGCCAAGCAAACAUUUUCUACUUCCUGGACAAACUGGGAGUUGUAGACCAGACGUGACUUAAAGAAAAGUUUAUUCUUCGACACCCGAAGGGCCGAUGGGCUGCGAUUUGUCUUCAGCUCGUUUGUGAACCCGAUCCACUGUAACCACCCCCCCCCCCCCCACCCAAUCACAGCAGAAAUCUGGCCUGUGGUGGGAUGUCAAUGUAACCAUCACCUGUGACACAUUUGCUAAAGGUUGCAAAAGUAUAUUUGCUGUAAAUAACAAAGUUUUAAAAAGCAACUGUUUUUUUUUUUUUUGAUUGUCUGUCAUCAUUACAAGUAGAAGUACUGUAUUUUGAUUCUGUAAUGUAUUUAAAGUGGUUGCUUCUUUUUUUUUUUCUAAGCCAUUUUUGAACAACUCCGGGAGGGGAUGAGAGAAAAUGACGUGUGUAUUUAGGAUUUAAAGGUGAUAUUCUACCACAAAAUAAACAAAAACUCAGACUAAUUGUAUAAAUGAUGUUUAUACUAAGAGGUAAAUCUAGUCAUCAUCUUCUGAUUAGUUCUGUCGGGUGGUGUUGUUCUUCUACAGAUGUAUGUAACUUGGACAUUUUGGAGAAAGAGACAAAUAGAUGACCWUUUGUUUUAUUUUUUUUUUCUUUCUUGAAAUAAAUCUAGUUAAAAGUG
Molecule: messenger RNA, 6894 nt
Organism: Austrofundulus limnaeus
Lineage: Eukaryota; Metazoa; Chordata; Actinopteri; Cyprinodontiformes; Rivulidae
Gene: pde2a
Product: phosphodiesterase 2A
Biological process (GO): signal transduction
Molecular function (GO): protein binding; 3',5'-cyclic-nucleotide phosphodiesterase activity
Source: RefSeq, a predicted model, not a curated record